This is a messenger RNA of Panicum virgatum (switchgrass), 363 nucleotides long. Its product is annotated as E3 ubiquitin-protein ligase EL5-like. Lineage: Eukaryota; Viridiplantae; Streptophyta; Magnoliopsida; Poales; Poaceae. The transcript has a single exon. The record is from RefSeq and is a predicted model, not a curated record. Bases 1 to 363 code for a protein of 120 amino acids. Gene Ontology annotation, biological process: protein ubiquitination.
AUGUGGUACCGCGGCGGUGCGCGCGGCGUGGGGAUGUGGCUACUGUUCGGCGGCGCUGGCGGAGGAGCGGACGCGGCGUGGUGCUACCAAGGUAGUCUGGGCAACAAGUCUGUGGCGAAGCUACCGCGCCGGGAGGUGGGCGAGGGCGAGGCGCUGGAGUGCGUCAUAUGCAUCACGGAGCUCGCGGCCGGGGAGACGGCGCGCGUGCUACCUCGGUGCGGACACGAGUUCCACGUCGACUGCAUCGACAUGUGGCUCCACACCCACUCCACCUGCCCGCUCUGCCGGGGCGCCGCAGGCGACAACGACGACCCGCACGUAGGAGUAGGAGGGCGUGGCUGCCGCUGCUCACCCGAUGAGUAG